AUGACAACUUCGACGACCGAGGAUCCUGCUGGUGCUAGUGCUGGUGCCACGACGGUGACACUGACAUCGCCACCUCGCAAGCACCGAAACACGAGAGUCAUUCUCUACAGUUUGAUAAUUGCUCUUGCAGCAUGCUCGUUUGGCUUUGAUCAGAGUGAAACUGGGGGUUUCCUCGCCAUGCCCGCGUUCAACAAAGAUUUCGGCUCCUACGACCCAGUGACGGAGACCUAUGUCAUUUCAGCUAGACAUCAAACCUUGAUGUACGGAGUCGAGGUAGCUUUCAUUGCCAUUGGUUCAGUGGCAGCUGGAUUCAUCUCAAUGUACAAAGGCAGAAAAUUCGGUCUCUACCUCUGCGCCAUCGCCACCAUCAUAGGAGCAGGUCUUCAGAUGAUAGCACACUAUGUUCCGAUGGUCGUUGGACGUGCCAUUAUGGGACUGGGCAUCGGCUUCGCUGCGGCUUUCAGUAUUGCCUACUGGAGCGAGAUUGCACCUGCGCACCUCCGAGGCCGCAUAGUCAUCUUUUACCAGUUCUUCUUGAACCUGGCGAACUUUGUAGGAUCCUGCAUCGAUCAGGGAACCCACAGCAUGCUCAACCGAUGGGCGUAUCGCGCACCUCUUCUCACCAUGAUGGGUCCGGCGUUACUCAUGCUCGCUCUUGUAUGGAUCAUUCCCGAAUCGCCACGAUAUCUGGUAGCCCAAGAUCAGAGUGAAAAGGCAAGGACAAACCUCAGAAAGAUUCGUGGACCUUCAUACACCGACGCAGAGGUGGAGGAAGAAAUCGCAGAGACGAUCAAAUUCACGGCGCUGGAAAAGGAACUCGAUGCUUCGACAUCAUACCUGGAUUGUUUCAGAGGCGCUGACCGUCGACGCACGCUGAUUGCCGUACUGAUGAUGGUCGGUCAGCAAUUCAUGGGUGUGGCCUUCCUUGCAGGAUACAUGACCUAUUUCUUCGCCCUCGUAGGGUUCACCAAUGCCUUUGUGGUCAGUGUCAUAACGAAUGCCGUUGCCAUUGGGGGAACGGUCGCUGCAUUCCCGAUAGUCACGUACCUAGGGCGCCGUCGAACCAUGAUUGUGGGUGCUUUUAUCAACGCAUUCUGCAUGUUGUCAUUUGCCAGCAUCUCAGUUGCUCAUCCGGGGAGUAAGGCGGCCGCGAGAUGUCUCAUCACAUUCAUAUGCAUCUUCUCAUUCACCUAUUCGGCCACCUGGGGAUCAAUAGGGCCCAUCGUCAUGGGAGAGGUACCGUCUAAUCGCCUUCGCUCCAAGACCGUCUCAAUUGCACUCUGCCUCUCUUUCCUGAUGGCACUUGUCGUCAUUACGUCUAUUCCGUACCUCAUUGGUGCUGCCUACCUGAAUUUGGGAACGAAGAUCGGUUUUGUUUUCGGUGGUCUUACGGUGCUGGUGUGGAUUGCCACUAUGCUUUAUCUCCCAGAGACAAAGGACCGCACCCUGGAAGAGAUUGACGAGAUGUUUUUGACUCGAGUUCCCGCCAGAGGCUUCAGAACAUACGUCUGCACACACCAGGUUGCCGGUUACGACCUCACCGGAGACAUGAAGGAAGAUGGCAUAAUCCACACCGAGUACCAGUUGACACCUAAGGCAGGCGCGGUGUAG
Exophiala spinifera is the source of this 1611-nucleotide messenger RNA. RefSeq lists its product as uncharacterized. Gene Ontology annotation, cellular component: membrane. The coding region runs from base 1 to 1611 and encodes 536 amino acids. The record is from RefSeq and is a predicted model, not a curated record. Gene Ontology annotation, biological process: transmembrane transport; carbohydrate transport. NCBI's taxonomy places the organism in Eukaryota, Fungi, Ascomycota, Eurotiomycetes, Chaetothyriales, Herpotrichiellaceae. The transcript has 4 exons. Gene Ontology annotation, molecular function: carbohydrate:proton symporter activity.